GAAGUGAAAUGUUGGAAUGUGUUUUUUUAGUGUAGCAUGUGCUGUAGUGGGGGAGGGUGAGAAUAGGAGGGGGAUCCUGAAAAGGUCAUUGAAUCUUUUCAAUGCCCAGCAUGCAUUUUCUUUAGCAUGCUAAUUCUUUAACGUCGUCAUUUCCUGGCAAUGGCAAGCUCCUUUUAAAUUUUAUUGCACUAUUAAUUAAUACUUAUGAAGAUGACUUCAGAUAGUUUCAAGGGGAAAAGAAGAGCAGGCACGUUAGGCCAGUUCUCCAGAAUCUAAAAUGGAAGCGAUCCUGGAUAGUGUGUAAAAUAGCUACACUAGCAGAAGCUGCUUCUUCAUUUUUGACAGCCCUUGCAAGAACAUCCUGGUUUUAAAAAUGUUAAUUUUGGAAACUGAGAAUAUUUAUUACCAUAUUAUUAAGUCUGCAUGUUUGGGCUAAGGAUGGUUGCAGAUAUUAACCAAUGUUGGGAUGAUUUGGUUCGUCUAAGCUUUGGGACCUAGUAAAGAAAUUGACAUGUUAGAAUAGCCCGUCUGUCAUAUUCAGAUCUUAGGCAUACCACCUGGAAUUGUGUGGAUUUAUAGUUCAACACAUUGAGGAAUGAGGGUUUUGCUUCCCUCCCUCCAAUCAACUGAUGCUCGGUCAUUGGUUCUUCACUGCCACUAGCAAUCUGUCAGCCCCACAGAUAGACCAGACCAGGAAAUCACCUCCACAGAAUGAAUGGCUGAAACUACUUUGAUUGGCUGUAAUAACAGAAUUUUGCAAGUGUGAUUUUGCUAUACCUCCUCCUUAUACUCCAGGGAAUCAGGGAGGCAUCUAUCUGAAUCUCUUCUGAAUAUUACCUUGUUUUUCAGGACGUAAAAAGUGUUUUGGCCCCUUUUGUCUAGGUAACAAUUCUUGCAUACUUCUGUCAAGGCCAUCUUCCUCACUUUCUACACAACCCUAGUUGCAAGCUUAAUAGUUGGGCAGUGGGGAAACAUGGAUAGGACUGGGUUUUCAUAUCUCCUGAAGGUUGUCUGUGCCUUACAACUGUGGAUACUAAAAGCGCCAUUGCAGAUUAUCUUACUGCUAAAAGUGGUACCUCCAGUCCUUAAAAUAUCUUUGAGAAAGGACCAGAAUAUGCAUAUGAUUAAAGGUAACGUUAAUUGAAUUGGAACUCUGCAAUAAUAAUCAGAGUGGAACAGAAAUUAAAACCCUCCCAUUUAACCAAACUAUUUAUCCUAUUUCUUGUUGUAAUUGUAAGCCUGAAAAAGGAGAUGUUACUUUCAUAUCUUACUGUAAUGCUUUACCCUGUUUGGUUUUUGUCAUUUUUGCCAUCUUUUAUUCUCUCUCUGUGUGUGCAGGUGUAUGUGUUUACUUGUGAGCCACCCAGCAUUGUUGGGCAUCAUUCAAAUUUAAUAAAUAAACAAACAAACAUUUGCCAAGGUCCAUCUAGGGUGUUAAGUGUUAUACUAUAGGAUAGGAACUUCUGCUUGCUGUGCUAACUAUUAUGGUGUCCAUCAUUAUGUUCUAUUAUUGCCCUGUAUUCUUUCUAGGCUUAGAAAAACCCCUGGGCUUCGUGAUUCUGUCAUCAGUUAAUUUUGUCCUAGUGCUAAUCUGUUGUCAUGUUGAAGUUAAAGUGCUCAGAGUCGGUCAGAGUUGUAGUACGAUGCCGACCAAUGAACAGCAAAGAGAAAGUGGCUUCCUAUGAACAAGUGGUUGAAGUAGAUGUGAAAUUGGGGCAGGUAUCUGUGAAGAACCCAAAGGGAACUUCUCAUGAGCUACCAAAGACUUUCACUUUUGAUGCUGUUUAUGACUGGAAUUCCAAACAGUUUGAACUGUAUGAUGAGACUUUCCGGCCUCUGGUGGACUCGGUACUCCAGGGGUUCAAUGGGACCAUUUUUGCUUAUGGGCAAACUGGGACAGGGAAAACGUACACAAUGGAAGGUGUGCGUGGAGACCCUGAGAAAAGAGGGGUCAUUCCCAAUUCAUUUGACCACAUCUUCACCCAUAUUUCUCGGUCUCAGAACCAGCAGUAUCUGGUGAGAGCAUCUUACUUGGAGAUCUACCAAGAAGAAAUCAGAGACUUACUAUCAAAGGACCAGUCCAAGAGGCUGGAAUUGAAGGAAAGGCCAGAUACAGGAGUCUAUGUAAAGGAUUUAUCAUCAUUUGUCACAAAAAGUGUCAAAGAAAUAGAACAUGUUAUGAAUGUAGGAAACCAGAAUCGUUCGGUCGGAGCUACCAAUAUGAAUGAACACAGUUCCCGUUCCCAUGCCAUUUUUGUGAUCACAAUUGAAUGCAGUGAGGUUGGGCUUGAUGGAGAGAACCACAUACGUGUUGGAAAGCUUAAUCUGGUGGACCUUGCAGGCAGUGAGCGUCAGUCUAAGACAGGAGCCCAGGGGGAGAGGUUGAAAGAAGCAACGAAGAUCAAUCUCUCUCUCUCCGCUUUGGGCAAUGUCAUAUCUGCCCUAGUGGAUGGCAAAAGCACUCACAUCCCCUAUCGGGACUCAAAGCUCACCCGGCUGCUUCAGGAUUCCUUGGGUGGCAAUGCCAAGACUGUGAUGGUAGCCAACAUUGGCCCCGCUUCAUAUAAUGUUGAGGAGACCUUGACCACUUUGCGCUAUGCCAACCGUGCCAAGAACAUCAAAAACAAGCCAAGAGUCAACGAAGAUCCCAAAGAUGCACUCCUACGGGAAUUCCAAGAAGAAAUUGCUCGACUCAAGGCACAGCUGGAGAAAAGGUCCAUUGGCAAGAGGAAGAAGAAGGAGAGGAGGAGAGAUGGUGGUAUUGGUGAGGAGGAGGAGGAGGAAGAGGAGGAGGAGGAGGAGGAGGAGGAGGGUGAAGAAGACGAAGGGGUUGACAAAGAUGACUACUGGAAAGAGCAGCAAGAGAAGCUGGAGAUAGAGAAGAAAGCCAUCCUGGAGGAUCACAGCUUGGUAGCAGAGGACAAGAUGAGGCUGCUGAAAGAGAAGGAGAAGAAGAUGGAAGAUUUGAAACGUGAGAAAGAAGCAGCUGAAAAGCUGGGUGCCAAAAUCAAGGCAAUGGAAAGCAAGCUUCUUGUUGGUGGGAAAAACAUUGUUGAUCACACAAAUGAGCAGCAGAAAAUCUUGGAACAGAAGCGGCAAGAGAUUGCUGAGCAGAAACGACGGGAACGAGAAAUCCAACAGCAGAUGGAAAGUCGGGAUGAGGAGACCCUGGAGCUGAAGGAGACCUAUAGCUCCUUACAGCAGGAGGUGGACAUAAAAACUAAAAAACUGAAAAAGCUUUUUUCUAAGCUGCAAGCUGUGAAGGCUGAAAUCCAUGACCUGCAGGAGGAGCACAUCAAAGAGAGACAAGAACUGGAGCAAACCCAGAACGAACUGACCCGGGAGCUCAAGCUGAAGCACUUGAUUAUUGAAAACUUCAUUCCCUUAGAAGAGAAGAACAAGAUCAUGAACAGAUCUUUCUUUGAUGAGGAGGAGGACCAGUGGAAACUUCACCCCAUCACCCGAUUGGAGAACCAACAGAUGAUGAAAAGGCCAGUGUCCGCAGUGGGAUACAAGAGGCCCUUGAGUCAGCAUGCUAGGAUGUCCAUGAUGGUCCGCCCAGAAGCUCGGUACAGGGCAGAAAACAUUGUCUUGCUUGAACUGGAUAUGCCCAGCCGGACCACACGGGAUUACGAGGGCCCUGCUAUCGCCCCCAAGGUCCAGGCAGCUUUAGAAGCAGCUUUGCAAGAUGAAGAUGAGAUCCAAGUGGACGCGUCCACUUUUGAGAGUACAUCGAGCAAGAAAUCAAAAUCCCGGCCUAAAACUGGAAGGAAGCCCGGCGGUUCUCCCUCCAGUGCCUCUGGUUCUCAGCUCUAUCCCCAGUCGCGUGGGCUGGUCCCAAAGUAAAACCAGUUGCUCCUUGUCAGGGCAUGGCUAACAUUUUGCCAUAAAUGCAGAGGCAAGUAACAACCUGCAAGGGGGACUUAAAGUCCAAAAUAAUGCCUUUUGAGAAGAAACAACAGCCCCUUCUGCAGCUAAUUUGCAUCUGGUAGGACAGGUUUAUGAUGGAUGUCUCGCCUGCAUAAAGGAAUUAUUUGUUCCUUGGGCAGUGGGUCUAAGGUGAACAAGACUUUAGUUAGGAAAUCAGAAAUGCAUGAGUUACAUUAGUGUGUGUUAGAAGCCAAGAGAAGCAUGUGGGUCCCCUUGCCCCAUUGCCUUCUCUCUUCCUUUUAUGGUCGUUCUGUUGCAUUUGGCUCUUACUCUUGGAACCAAAGGUAAUCUUGGUGGAAUCACCUCAAUGACACCUAAAAAUAUAGUGAGGUUGAGAAGUGACAAGAGGAUUUUGCUAGCCGGGAUGACUUUUUCCCCCCCUUUCCAUUAAAAGACUGGCACCUUGGGGGGGAGGGGGGAGGGGGUGGACGAGCCUAUAAGCUGGGAAAGAGGUGAGAUUGAAAUGCACCGCAAAAGCUUUCUGUAGAAAUGCAGAUCAAAGGUGAGCUUCCAAAGCCUGCUCUCCUUUUUUCUGCAGUAGAAGCAAUAGGAAGUUCAUCAAUCCUUUGGCCUGUUUACAAGGAUGAAUAAAAAAUAGUUCCAGGCGGAUCAUUUCCUGGAGAUCUCAGCCAUGAAUGACCAGCAGGGGCUACCUGGUCUAACAGUAAUCCUUACAUCGGUGUCCAGCUCCAAGCUGUCAUCUUCCCCUGCUCACCAUCUCAUUCUAGUUACACUACAGCCUGGGAGCAUUUUGUGGCUGAUGCUUCCUUGUCUUCCACUGUCCACGUAGCUUACAUGACCUCUUGAAGGGUCUCCAGUUUCCCUCCCAGAAGAAAUGGAAUUUUUGGAGGGGUUGUGGUCUCCUAUCAAUUAUAGCGUUAGACAUUAGAUCUGAGCAAAGCUUGAGGGGGAAGGGACCCUGAAGGUGGGGCUCCCAACAGACGUCUUGGUUGAGAGACACCCUUAUGCCUCUCCCCCUUUGCUCCUAGUCAGUAAGGCAGGCUACCAAGCAGUGUGUGGGAAGUGAGAUGCUGCUGAACAGGGUGGGGUCAAAAGGCUGAAGAUUGUGCCCUCCCCAUAUUGUUUUAUAGUUCAGUUUGUAUAUUCAACAUUGUUGCAAAUUGCAAGUUCAGUUGUGUUUUUUUUUUUUUAUGUUGACGGUUGUACUGUGAAU
Python bivittatus (Burmese python) is the source of this 5104-nucleotide messenger RNA. RefSeq names its product kinesin family member 3B (gene KIF3B). Gene Ontology annotation, molecular function: ATP binding; microtubule motor activity; microtubule binding. Gene Ontology annotation, biological process: microtubule-based movement; mitotic cell cycle. Gene Ontology annotation, cellular component: microtubule. The record is from RefSeq and is a predicted model, not a curated record. Lineage: Eukaryota; Metazoa; Chordata; Lepidosauria; Squamata; Pythonidae.